Cheilinus undulatus (humphead wrasse) is the source of this 1837-nucleotide messenger RNA. RefSeq names its product peroxynitrite isomerase THAP4. Bases 579 to 1523 code for a protein of 314 amino acids. The transcript has 5 exons. The record is from RefSeq and is a predicted model, not a curated record. NCBI's taxonomy places the organism in Eukaryota, Metazoa, Chordata, Actinopteri, Labriformes, Labridae.
UGUGCGGCGAUCCUACCCUUCUGUUACUGCUUCGCGAGCCUGGAAGGAUCCCCUAAAACUCCACCACCAGGUCUUCUUCACGUGUUUGACUCCUCUGGCCUUCCGUAGCUGUCUGUUCUGGAACGAUGAGUUUCUUUUCUAUUAUCGAGGGUCAGUUACUGAGACUUUAGCUCUCCUCCGCCCCUGUGGCUGGUGAAGCCAUGCUGUGUUUUAGUGUGGAGUUAGAGUGUGGAGCCCCCAUGUGGCUGUAACGUGUACUGUAGACAUAACUGCCCCAUUAGUUACCGCUGCAGAGACGUUGUGAAAAUUCAUUGUGCGACCCAAACAAACCUCCUGCCAGUCCAGACGUUGGGAAUGAGUGCUGUAAACUUCUCGUUUCUCCAAUAUCACGAGAUUUGGAACAACCUGAGCUCAGGUUGCUACUCUCUCCUGAUUGGACCAGCCUGACAUGUGAAGGCGAGCAGCCCCGCCCCCAGCAUUGCGCUAGAACAUGCCCACCGGCAGCUAGGACACGCCCACUCAGGCUGGGAUCCAGUCCACUCUACCCUUUCCUAUCCGCUGCUUGUUUUUGAAGCAGCAUGUCCAGGAAGAGCUACCGCCGGUGUUUUUUUGGUUGUAAAGGAAAAUCUCAGCUUUUCUCACCUCCAAAGGACGAAAGCACCAGAAAACAGUGGCUGGAAUUUAUUUCUGCUGAAAAGCCCUCGGCCAAGCUGUGCCUGUGUGCGGGACACUUCACAGAGGACUCAUUCACAAACAAAGGCCAGUAUGAUGGAGGAUUCGCCUCCCACCUACUGCUGAAACCAGGAGUCGUUCCCUCUUUAAAGCGGGUUCAUCAUGAACUUCACCAUGACUCAGAACCAAAAGCUAGUCCAUCACAACUAACCGCUGCAGCCGGUGCUCACCAAACCAAACCACGACGAAGAGUCAGUGUGGCCACACAAACUGUCAGAGGGGCGACAUCUUUGGGAACACAGUUUUCAGCUUCCUCCUCUGGAGUUUCUAUCGGGACCCAGCUAUCAUACAGAACUCUGAAAGAGCCCAUGAGAAGUAAAGGUACUCAGGCUACAGUCCGCUGUGCCAGUGUCGGCACAGAGAUCACUGUCCGAAACAAACACUUUACACGUUCAUCAUCACAAACAAAGCCUUCCCGUGCCAGACCAGCAAAGCGGCCUCGCCUAGAUCUUCUGGAGAAGGAGGAAGAGGAGGUGAGAGAAGAAGAGCACAGCAGGUUAAAAACCGACUCCACCCUUCAGUAUGGGAAGUCAUCGACAUCACAAAUGAGUGAGACAGAAUCCACCCCUCACAAUGAGGCUAAAUAUGUUGUGAUUGCGAGCGGGCUCAGAGAGCUUUUCCAGACCUGCCCAUUGUGCAAGCAAGACUGUGAUGUGCAGCAGCAGAAACUUGGGACCUGCGUGGCCUUCCGUCAAAAAUGCACAAACUGCCAGUAUGCAAAACGAUGGCAGAGCCAGCCAGUCGGGAAGAGUGCGCCUGUUGGAGACUUAAAAAUGUCUGCAGGCGUGUAAUUCGCAGGAGUGUCCUUCAUUCAACUUGAAAAGGGCAGGAUCCGGAACCUCCUAUCCCAUCCGGCUUCCAGCACAGGAGGGGAUAACGACCCCGACAUGUCCGCCCAGGUAUCCCCAACACCAGCUGACAAAACUUUAGUAUGUAAGGUCCUGAUAACUCCUGGACCAGAGACUUUUGACAGCAGAAGAAUGUGUUUCAUCACUGAGGGUAACCUCUACUGCUUUUCACUCCCACCUUCCACUUUUACUGAUUCAGUUCCACCCAGAGACAGCUGCUUUCGAAGGUAAACUGUACCUUUGUUAAUUAGACUGCC